Molecule: messenger RNA, 620 nt
Organism: Ceratina calcarata
Lineage: Eukaryota; Metazoa; Arthropoda; Insecta; Hymenoptera; Apidae
Product: protein LLP homolog
Exons: 3
Coding region: 132-554 (140 amino acids)
Biological process (GO): dendrite extension
Cellular component (GO): nucleolus
Molecular function (GO): RNA binding
Source: RefSeq, a predicted model, not a curated record
AUAUUACGCGGUUGCAGAGACGCCAAUUCGUGUAAACACGAUUUAGGUUAGAAACUCUUUUAUUGACUGUCACACUCCGCAACACGUGUUUUAAACUUUCGGCAACGUGAAAUAUUCGAAUUUCAAAUACAAUGGCAAAGUCGAUACGUAGCAAAUGGAAGAGGAAGUGUAGAGCGAUUAAAAGAGAACGUUACGGAGCGAAGGAAUUGGAAAGAUUGAAGAAAACGUUGGGAAUCAAUGAUAAUGACAAAAAAUCGCAAGACGUUGAAAUGUCGGAAAUAUCAGAAAUUGCUACUGUUGUCGACGCAAAGAAGAUAAAGACCGCGAAGGAGAAGAAGGACACAGAAACAGAGAACAUGGAAAUAGAUGCUGGCAAUGGUAGGAUAUAUAACAAAAGGACUUUGUUGGACCAAUAUGGAAAUUACCCAGUGUGGAUGAACAAUCGUAAAAUAGCGAAACACAAAAAAGGCAGGGCGAAGUCGGAAAAGGCGAAUAGAAAGUCACACAAGAGAUUAACGAGGAGACAGAAAAAAGCAGCAGGUAAAAAAAAAUAAACCGAAUUAAUUCAUAUUGUAAUAAAAAGACGUUUUCCUGAAAUAAAUCAACUAAAUUCCUUCACA